CGUUAGGUGGCCGUCUGAGAUGCAUCUGAGCGUGGCGAACUGGGUGGGGGAAGCAACUCAGGCUAGUGACAUACCUGAGAACGCCGUCCUUCGACUCACCAGUUUACCGCCGGAGGAGCUUCACUUGCUGACUUAUACCUGCUAACACACCACUCACAGAGUGCGUGAAUGCAGGUGUGCAUCCGUCGCAGCCAUGAUCACUCUCUGCCAUCUGCUCCUGGUGGCUGCCCCGAGGACCUUGCUUGGACACACUACAUUGCUUCCACCCUCCUCAGAGAGCCUAGCUAAGGAUUCAAUACCUCCCCGGGUUAAUGAUACAAAUUACUUCCUAUCUUCCACGAAACCCCCUGGGGAAGUAAAGUUUUCGAAACCUUAUGUCCUGAUUGACGAAGAGAUGACGACACUCCUGCCACAGCUCAAGGAACAGUUUGCGCAUCGCCGGACUAGUAACCAUGGCAAGGAAGCAUUUGACGGACUGUGUGAUGUUCAAAAAAAUAUCCUUGAAAGCUUCAGUGCUCGGGGGGAGAAACUUCUAGACGCGGCCAUAGGAAACAUGAAAAGUGACAUCGAUAGUGUUGAAAAAUCAUCUCUCAGUCUAUGGAGUAAUGGUGACAUGAAUGAUAUACCCACGGGAACUCCUCGACAAGAUUCCAUGGAUAGCAAAAGGCAAACUAUUUGGGAACAUCCUGAGAAAUAUGGUACCUUAAGGAAUGUACAAACACUUCAUUUUAUUAAAACUGGAAGCCUAGCUGGAAGGAGUGGCGGCGCGGCAUCCCCCGUGCCACUCUCCCGGGUCAGGCGCGGGUGUAGCAGCUUCAUCGCUUUCCCUUUCCUGGUGUUCCUUAUCGGUGCCUUAUCUUCCGCCAUAAACAUUAUCAACGGCAUCGGCAACAACAACAACAACAACAACAACAACAAUAAUAAUAACAAUAACAACAACAAUAAUAAUAAUAACAAUAAUAACAAUAAUAAUAACAACAACGAUGCGAGACAUUUCACCCCCCUGAACGUGAACGAAGACAACUGGGCGAGGCUACUGCAGAAGCUGGCGAGUGAUGGAGGAGGGGCGUGGCGAGAGGCUGCCUCCCUCUUACGUCAUUCCCUUACGCCAGCAGGCCUCGUGACUCAGUUAUCUCUAGUCAAGUUUAAAGUAUUCAUGCUGUUAUGAAAAGGCGUCUUUUUUCGUUGCUGUACCAAGAGGAAGAUUCCAGACUACGCAAUACUUCUGUCGGAGAUAUUAAGGAAAAGUUUGGCUUAGAGGGUGAAUGAUGCCAACUUCCAAGACAGAAAAUGAGAAAUCACUUUCUGGCAUCAUGGAAGAGCAUCAGCUUAUGAAUAGAAACAGUGGAGUGGCGCUGUGUGAAGACAUGUUUGACGAAGAUGAAACACCCUUGAUUAUUGAUGAAGGCUGCUUGCCACAGGAGGACAACCAUGAAAAGUUAACAGGUGGACAAGCAUCAAAAUUAAUCAAACUAAAAGCAAGAAAAGUCAUGCAAGAAACAACAAACACAUAUCCCUGUCUGGAGUGUGGGAAGAAGUUUAGACGGAAAGUUAAGCUCCAGGCUCACCUCCUCACCCACAAGUCCAAAGAGGAGAUGGAAUGUGAGAAUUGUGGAAAGAAGUUUCGCAAAGUGGAAUUACUCUUUGAUCAUGUGUGCAGUGGUAUUGGCAACAGCUACAAGUGUUCAGACUGUGAUGAGUGGUUCAGACUCAAGAGAGAUCUCACAGUUCAUCAGCAAAAACACAAGAAAGUAUCCACUUCUGAUGGAGUAUUGGAUGAGAAAGACACCUCAGAAGAUUUGGAUUUUUCCUCCUUUGUUGCUUCCUUUGUGAAAUGGCCCAUCUCAUGUACUCACUGUAGAGUUGAGUUAGCCAAUCUUGAAAACUAUAAUGUUCAUAUGGCUGCUCAUAAGGAGGGGCAGCCUUGUGUCUGUGCAGUGUGCAAGAUGAAGUUUUUGUGCAGAGACGACUAUUUACUCCAUAAAGACCUUUGUCAUAUAGAAGGAAUUUUUGAGUGUACUCGUUGCAGUAAGAGAUUCCACACUGAGAAGAAGCUUGGUGAGCAUUUGGAAACUCAUUGUGGAGAGGGAACAUGUUGUGAUACUUGUGGACUAAGUUUUAUGAGUAAAGACAAGCUAGCAUCUCACAUGAAAGUUCAUAAAGUGAAUGUAUUUGUGUGUGGAAAGUGUAAAAUAAUAUUCAAAUGUAACAGUUCCUUUAAGAAUCACACAUGCAGUAUCCAAGAUAGUAGUGAGAAGAAGUUUUAUACAUUCGGUGACACUCCAAAGAAAAAAGUGAAUGAACAGUGUCUGAGUUCAGUGUCAGCUGAUGAUGAAAGUGACAGUGAGGAUCCUGAUCUCUGUCAGGUGGUUAGUGAGUCUCACUUGUGCAAGGUGUGUGGAGAUUCAUUUAAACAGAAAGAUGAUCUUAAAUUACACCUUACAAAUCAUUUUCAAUGCAUAGAGUGUAAAAAGUAUUUUAAGAACCAAACUGAUUUGGACAUGCAUGCGUUUUUGCUUGCAGAGGAAAAGGUUUAUUCCUGCUGUCUGUGUGAGGCUAUUGUGCAUGGUAAGAAAGAACUUGAGUAUCAUCUGUCACAGCAUUUAGCAUCAGAUGAUGUGCCAGUGGAUGAUUUAGAAUGGGAUGAUAACACUGAGGGUGUUCAGAAUGUUAUCCCAAGUUUAGAUGCUACAGAAUCCACACAGCCCACCUUGCUGGAAAGCUCUGCUGGAAAUGUUAAGAUGCACAAAGUUGUACCUGCUGGCAAUAAUGCACUGAAGUGUUCAAGCUGUGGGAAAUUUGUCCUUCUGCACCAUAGUCUCUCAGCACACAUAGAACCAAAUACACCAGUAACUGAUUCAGAUGAAGAGUAUGUUUAUAUCUCCAGAUUGGGAAGUCCACAAAAUAAGAACAAGCAGAAAGAGGAAACUUACUGUACAUGUCACCAUAGAUUAGAUUUUGGCCUAAGUGAACAGAGUCCAAGUAAAUCUCUCAAUGAAUAUGAAUGCCAAGAGGUUCAGAACCUGAUAAAUGCCUCUCAAAUAUCAACCCAUUUACCUCCACCUAAAUCAGCUCAUGAGUCUCUUGACUCCAAAUCAGAAUCAUUCCUUAGUGAGGUCACAGAAGACAACUCUAUGGUGCAGAUGGAUGUUAGCAAUGAUAAAGAGGGGAAUUCUGAUAAACCUGAUGACUUUGAUGAAAUGUUAAAGCCUGAGACAGAGGCAAGCUGUAAAGCAUCAAUGAAUUCCAAUCAGUUGCUGAAUGGAGAUUCAAUGAACAGUUCUGCAUCAAAUAUCUCAGAACAUGUAGUAAAAAUAAAUGGUAAGAAUAGAUCUGAUAACUCGAAAGUGUCUUUAUAUAAUAAAGAAGUAUCAUCUCCCAAAAGAUCAGGUAUCAAGGUAAUUAAAGUUGAUAAAAAUGUUGAACCUUUACCUCAGAAAGCAAAUGUGAAAGAAGUCGUGUUGAAUAGUAACACAGGAAGUGGAAAUAUGCUAAUUGGGAAACCUAUGAGAAUUGUAGUCUCAACAGGAUUAUUUGGAGCUUCAGGUCUCAAUCUUGCACCGCUUCCUGUACUCAAUAGCAAUGAUGUAAAGAAGUCCGCAUCUUCACUGAAAAAUUCUGGUACAAAGAGAUCACAACCUGAAAUGAGUCUUGUUAACCAAGAGGAAUUAAUUUUGCACUCUCUUACAGGAGAUGAUAUUAGUAAGAGUUUUCCGGAGACUUCAGUAUCCAUACCAAAGAAAAUCAAGCAAGAAAGAUCCAUUAAAAAACUACCACCUUCAAAGCACAAAGAUAAAACAGAAUUCAUUGCUUCCCAAUCCAAGGGAAAUUCACUGAAGGUUUCAAUCAGUAAAAAAUUAAUUACCAGCUCUAAACCUCAGAAAGUUAAAGCUGAAAAAAGAAAAAAUGUAAACCAGCAAGUAUUGAAUCCUUCCAAUGUUACUGAGAUGAAGGAGGCCAAGCAUGCUAGAAAACCAAAGGAUCUCAGUAAAGAAGAUCCAGUGCUGAGAGUUAGUGGUAAAAGAGAGAGGCCAUCAAAGAGAAGGCCUCCAUUUAGGAAAAGGGAACAAGGAAAACAUAAGACGAGGUCAGAUGCUUCUAUGCCAAAUACUAAUGGUAGUGAUCCUUGUUAUGUUCCUGAAAGCAACAUGAUUUUCAAGGUGGAACAGCUUGCCUAUGAAUCGGAUGAAGAUGAGGAUGAGGAGGAGUCCCUUGAUUUUAGUGGAAUUAAAAAGGAGUUCCUUGCCUCAGAUGUUUUCAUUAAGGAGGAGGAGUGGGAUAUUGUUGACUUCUGAGUAAAGUUUAUGUGAUGAGGAGUUCACCUUCAUAUUAUCUGUUGUUAUGUUAAAUGAUUUACAUGAAGUUAAUUUUAAUGUGUUAUUAUAUUUCAAUUCGAAGUUACGUAGUGGACAAUUUAGGUACUUGUGUUGUGACUGAAUUUUUCAUAAUUUCAUGUAAUUUAUUUAUCCCUCUGGAGUUCAACAUGUAUAUAGCAAGAUAAUUUCUGAGGUUUGCCAUGCCUUGACUUUUUUAUAAAUUUUAUGUUUAUGAAUAAUGUAUUUUAUACUUAAACAGUUACCAUUUCUGUUAAGCUUUUAAAACUAACUUUUCAUUGAUUUUCUCAUAUUUUCUUUAAUUCAGUUAUUUGUUUGGAUUUCAAUGUGUAUAUAGUCAUUUUUAUUUACAAACAUUACAUUUUACACUCCUAUUUAGUCUAUCAUGUUGAAGCUUUUCAAAAGCUGUAACUCAAUGAGAGGUACUUUUAAUAUAUAUGCUUGGACUUUUUCAUUAAAUUACAAUGAGUGAUCUUGCUCUGUAAUACUGGAAACAGUUUUAUAUUCUUUCAUUGUAUGGCUUCAAAAAAAAGUAUGAGCGAGGAAGUGGAGUACAUGCACAUAUAUAUAUGGUAAUUGUCCUGUGAACAGUGCAAAUUUAUACUGAUAUAUUGUGAUUACAAAAGCAAUUUGAUAAUGAAGGUUAUUUUAUAGUACCUGAGAGCACAUAGCUAUAUUUAGUUACUUGGAUAGAAUAGGAAAGAUUUUCAGACAGUUAUUGCAUACUGUAAUAUUUAAAUAAGACCAUUAAGACUGAGUCAUUACCUGCCCAUAGUCUUUUUUACUGUCAAAGCUGCUUUUUUUCCCUCCUCACGCAGCAAACUAUGCAUUCACUUUUGUCACUGCAAUUUAUUGGAUUUUCUGGAUGGGUACUUUUAUUUAAUAUCUUGAUUUUUUUUCUUUCCUUUCUUCCUCUGAUUCCAUAUAUUGUGAAUCAGAACCCCUUUUUGCUUCAUUUUUUUUCCUCUUCAAAUUCUAAACUCCACCUGAACAACCCAAUCCAGAAAGUUAUAUCUCAGGCCAGUUGUGUGGAUCACUCAGUAUGCUGCAUUAUGUACAGCAUUAUGUACUCUGUAUAAUAAAAUAUUGUACAUAAAAGGAUAAAGAAA
This is a messenger RNA of Scylla paramamosain (green mud crab), 5443 nucleotides long. RefSeq names its product zinc finger protein 184-like. Gene Ontology annotation, biological process: regulation of DNA-templated transcription. NCBI's taxonomy places the organism in Eukaryota, Metazoa, Arthropoda, Malacostraca, Decapoda, Portunidae. The record is from RefSeq and is a predicted model, not a curated record. Gene Ontology annotation, molecular function: DNA-binding transcription factor activity, RNA polymerase II-specific; RNA polymerase II cis-regulatory region sequence-specific DNA binding. The transcript has 4 exons. The coding region runs from base 1266 to 4295 and encodes 1009 amino acids.